Messenger RNA from Colletotrichum lupini, 1578 nucleotides. RefSeq names its product cation diffusion facilitator family transporter. The transcript is spliced from 3 exons. Gene Ontology annotation, molecular function: zinc ion transmembrane transporter activity. NCBI's taxonomy places the organism in Eukaryota, Fungi, Ascomycota, Sordariomycetes, Glomerellales, Glomerellaceae. Gene Ontology annotation, cellular component: membrane; Golgi apparatus. The coding region runs from base 1 to 1578 and encodes 525 amino acids. The record is from RefSeq and is a predicted model, not a curated record. Gene Ontology annotation, biological process: zinc ion transport; intracellular zinc ion homeostasis; transmembrane transport.
AUGCAUGCCGACGACUGUCGGACACCACUGCAAUUGACCCUGUCGCUGUCGCUUUCCAUGGCUUCCAGCCCUGCAGCAGGCCAAUCCUCCGCCCUUCUGCGACCUGCCACCCCACCGAUCCCCCAAAGCGGUAACGGCAGAAGUGAUAACACCUCGUCAACCCAUGUCGUCUAUGGUCCUCCGCAUCUCGCCUUUCCAUCUAUAAACAUCAACGACGAAGCCUCCGAAGUAGACGAGGAAGUGGAUGAGGACGGUCUUCACCCUAGCAUCUCCUGCUCCCCCGGCGUAGCAUCAACGCCCAUAGGUAGCCCUGGACUUCUCGCGCCCGCCAACCUGAAACCUGGGUUGCUUCGUCCAGACUUCCCAACACCAACAGACAUGGCCGAAGACGACCCUCCCUCUGCUGGGGGCUCGAUCGUCCCGAGCCCCUUCAACUUCCAGACGCAGGUCAUCUCGACCUCGCCUGUCAAGUCGAACAUUGGCCAGCGUCGCGGCCAUCGAUACAAGCACAGUUCCAUUUCUACCCAACAUCAGAUCUUUCAGGAGCCUCCCCAGCGACCGCCGCCUGUUCUACCAGCCUCCCUCCCUGUGCCCACCGUUCGAGAAGCAUGGAAGAGUAUGUCAAAGGACCAGCGCGUCCGGCUCUACUGGAGCUUGUGCCACUUGGCAGUCGCGACUUGGCUCUUUUUCAUUUCCGAGGGCUCCGUUGCCAUGAUGGCACUCUCCCAUCUAGUCUUCUUCGACGCCGGCAGCGCGGCAGUAUGCGUAGCUGUCGAUGUUCUAGGCAACUUCGAGGUUUGGCGUCGUAGCAGUAUUCGUCACCCCUUCGGUCUCGAGAGAGCCGAGGUUCUCGCCGGCUUCGCCAUGUCUAUUUUCCUACUCUUUGGCGGCUUCGAUCUUGUGUCGCACAACCUCAAGCACUGGCUAGAGACCAAAGGUGGACAUGAGCCGCACCACGAACAUGCUCACGAGCGUGUCUCGGCCGGAGAAGUGGACUGGGCUGCGUUCGCGGCCAUCACAAGCACAGUUAUUUCAGCGUACGGUCUGAAGAACCACGCACGUAUUGCUAGAAUCAUGCGUGUGUCGUGGCUUGCCAAGCUACCUACCCACUUCUCUAACAUCUUCCACUUCUUGACGGUCUUCUUCUCGAGUCUACUGCUCUUGUUGCCCCUUCUGUCCAUCAAGAGCUAUAUUUGGGUCGACCGUACGCUCUGCGCCGCCAUUGCCGCCUCUAUGUUCCUGUUUGGCGCCAAGUUGGCCAUGGCUCAGGCUAUGAUGUUGCUCAUGUCGUAUGGCGGCAUGGGUGGCAACGAAGGUGUGUCUUCAGUGGUGCGGGAGAUUGAGGCAGAACCAGGCGUGGCUCGGAUCGAGGACGCGCAAUUUUGGCAGGUGCACUACGGAUUAUGUAUGGCCAAUCUCAAGAUCUGUGUCGCCAAAGGUUGUGACGAGGGAGCCAUCAGCAAGCUGCGCAGCCGCAUAUCUACUUUGAUCCAAAAUCGGCUCGGGGAAGGAUACGGACGCGGUACAAGCUUACGGUGGGAGGUGACUUUGCAGACUAGUGUUGAAGCGACCCUCUGA